Molecule: messenger RNA, 1115 nt
Organism: Manihot esculenta (cassava)
Lineage: Eukaryota; Viridiplantae; Streptophyta; Magnoliopsida; Malpighiales; Euphorbiaceae
Exons: 8
Coding region: 221-1096 (291 amino acids)
Source: RefSeq, a predicted model, not a curated record
UCUCUUUCUCCCAUUUUCGUUUCUUCUUGUGCAAUGGUCUGAUGACCAUGGCGUUUUUUUUAUAUAGAGGUCGUUCUUGACGCUUCAAUUCCGUUUCAAAACUUCUCUCUCCUUCUCCUUCUUAUUUUUUCUCAUUAAUUCUCUUCAAUAUCCCAUUUAGGUUCUUUGAAAAGCAGUAGGCUUAUAGUUUUAUCGGUUUUCUAUUUGGAUCGCAAAGAAAAUGGGGCUGGACGAUCAGGUCGAGAAAAUGCAGACGCGUCAAAGUUACGUGAAUGUCUGGCACACGGAUCUCAUGAACACCGUCGUCGACGAUACUCCUUAUUGCUGUUUCGCACUAAUUUGUGGACCAUGUGCUUCUUAUAUGCUGCGCAGACGAGCUCUUUACAAUGAUAUGUCAAGGUACCUCUGCUGUGCUGGAUAUGUACCAUGCAGCGGUAAGUGCGGAGAAAAGAAUUGCCCUGAACUGUGUCUUUGCACUGAGGUCUUCUGUUGCUUUGCAAAUUCAGUUGCCUCAACUCGCUUCCUAUUGCAAGAUGAAUUCAACAUCCAGACUACACAAUGUGACAAUUGCAUCAUUGGAUUCAUGAUCUGCCUGCAGCAAGUGGCAUGUAUAUGUUCCUUAGUUGCUUGUAUAACUGGAAGUGAUGAAAUUGGAGAUCUUGCAGACUUGUUGACUUGUUUGUCUGACUUGGUUUUUUGCUCGGUUUGCCCAUGCCUUCAGACACAACACAAGAUCGAAAUGGACAAAAGAGACGGUAAGCUUGGGCGAGAGCUUGUCAUGGCAGUGCCUCCGAUGCAGCAAAUGUCACGUAUUGAUCAGCAAACUCCUCCACUGGUGGGCUAUCCACCACAACAGGUGUAUGCACCUUAUGGACAACCUCCACCCCCUUAUGCCCAAGGUUAUCCUCCUGCUGGGUACCCUCCAUCUGCAUAUCCACCACCACCACCUGGUGCCUAUCCACCACCACCACCUGGUGCCUAUCCACCACCACCACCUGGUGCCUAUCCCCCACCACCACCUGGUGCCUAUCCCCCACCACCACCUGGUGCUUAUCCUCCAGCGCCUGGUUAUCCUUCGGCCGACUACUCCAAGUGAACUGUGCAGGGACGUACGG